This is a messenger RNA of Merops nubicus (carmine bee-eater), 751 nucleotides long. It is a transcript of the gene CREBL2, whose product is annotated as cAMP responsive element binding protein-like 2. NCBI's taxonomy places the organism in Eukaryota, Metazoa, Chordata, Aves, Coraciiformes, Meropidae. The annotation marks the transcript as partial. Gene Ontology annotation, cellular component: nucleus. The record is from RefSeq and is a predicted model, not a curated record. The transcript has 3 exons. Gene Ontology annotation, biological process: regulation of DNA-templated transcription. Gene Ontology annotation, molecular function: DNA-binding transcription factor activity.
GUGGCUGGAGGCAAGGUAAAGAAACCAGGCAAGCGAGGUCGAAAACCAGCCAAAAUAGACUUGAAGGCCAAACUUGAAAGAAGUCGUCAGAGUGCAAGAGAGUGCAGAGCCAGAAAGAAGCUGAGGUACCAGUACCUGGAGGAGCUGGUUUCGAGCAGAGAGCGAGCCAUCUGUGCUCUCAGAGAGGAGCUUGAAAUGUACAAGCAGUGGUGCAUGGCAAUGGACCAAGGGAAAAUCCCCUCUGAAAUAAAAGCCCUGCUCACCGGAGAGGAGCAAGGCAAAGCUCAGCAGAACUCAGCCAAACUUGCCAAGGCUGGGAAGACAGAAGCAAACAGCAGCAGUCCCUGAGGCCAAUGCAGAACCUGCCGCACCGCAGCAGCGGUAGCUUGGUAGCUAGAGAAGAAUGCUGUUGGGAGAGAAGUGGAUGCAUCCCCGGGUGCAGGGGAGAGGAUCCCCUUCUGCUGCCUGCUCUUGGCUCCCCCUCCACGAAACUCUUUGACUGUGGUGGUUCUAAGCCUGCAUAGAGUGGGGCUUUUGGGGUAAUAGGUGUUUGUGUAAGUGGAGCCUUGUUCUUCCUUUCUCCACACCACCCUCCCCAAAUACAGCUAUGGCAGAAUUGGGGCAUUCUCAGUAAGAAAUGGGGGCUGCUUUUGUGUCAGAGCCCAGACUUAGCCUGGCAUUGUGGUCAGUAGUUACAUGGUUGGUAACCAUUGUGGGAGUCUGAGAGGCUCUGUAAAGUAUAAAAACAAGA